UCUUCAGUUCGCCAUUACAGAUAAGAUAACGCUAUAAACUGUAAAAAAUACAGAAAAACGGAGCAAAAAGUGAAGAAAAGAAGAAGGAAGACUUAGCUAUGGCGUCAUGGGGUUCAUCUUCUUGUCUCCAAAAUUACAGCUUAACCAAAAACCCAUUUUCCGAAACAGUGAAAUUUUCAGAAAGAACUUCAAUUUUAACAAUUGUUGCUCAGAAAAAAGCCAAGAAAGUUCGAAAGAUAAUACUGAAAGAGGAUAUUUCACAGUUGGGUAAAAAGGGAGACCUUUUGGAUGUUAAAGCUGGAUUCUUUAGGAAUUAUUUGCUACCAUUGGGCAAAGCUCAAAUUGUGACAGCUGCACUUAUCAAGGAAAUGAAGAUGGAAGACGAGAAAAUUGAGGCUGAAAAACAACGGGUGAAAGAUGAGGCACAACAGCUUGCUCGAAUUUUUGAAACUAUUGGAGCCUUCAAGGUGAAGCGUAAGGGUGGGAAAGGAAAGCAAAUAUUUGGAAGUGUCACUGCUCAGGAUCUCGUUGAUAUUAUAAAAGCACAGAUACAGAGGGACGUGGACAAGAAAAUUGUCAAUCUGCCUGAGAUUCGAGAAACCGGAGAAUAUGUUGCCGAAUUGAAGCUGCAUCCAGAAGUUACAGCUAGAGUAAGGUUGACAGUGUAUGCCAAUUGAGAUUAGGGGCUUUUUGGUGCAGUUGAUGCCAAGUCAGGAUUUUGCUGUAUCGGCUCGCUGGGCCAAGGUAGGGAGGACACGCUAAUAAACAAUGUAAUACAUCAGAUUCAGACUCCACAUAUGGACCCCAAGUUUGUAAAUGAAUUUUCUUCUUUUUGAGAUCAUUUGUCCUGACCUGUAACAUCAUUCUCAUCCUAACUAAGCCUUGUUAUUACAAAUCUUGUAGCCAUCUUUUCAAUUAUUUAUUUCCAUUAUAUUGAAAUGGUUAUAUUCAGUAA
Molecule: messenger RNA, 955 nt
Organism: Solanum lycopersicum (tomato)
Lineage: Eukaryota; Viridiplantae; Streptophyta; Magnoliopsida; Solanales; Solanaceae
Product: large ribosomal subunit protein bL9c
Biological process (GO): translation
Cellular component (GO): ribosome; mitochondrion
Molecular function (GO): structural constituent of ribosome
Source: RefSeq, a predicted model, not a curated record